Fusarium poae is the source of this 2529-nucleotide messenger RNA. RefSeq lists its product as uncharacterized. The record is from RefSeq and is a predicted model, not a curated record. Gene Ontology annotation, biological process: signal transduction. Gene Ontology annotation, molecular function: GTP binding; GTPase activity; protein binding. The transcript is spliced from 6 exons. Lineage: Eukaryota; Fungi; Ascomycota; Sordariomycetes; Hypocreales; Nectriaceae. The coding region runs from base 1 to 2529 and encodes 842 amino acids. Gene Ontology annotation, cellular component: plasma membrane.
AUGUCAAAUUUCAUGCGCGCCCUGGAGGGCAUACUGGUCCCUGAUCAGAGGGUGUGGCAUAAGCUGGUUUUGCUCGGUGACGGAGGUGUGGGUAAAACAGCUCUUGUUCAUCAGAUCUGUUUAGAGCGUUUCCCGGAGACAUACGACCCAACCAUUGAAGACUCGUACGUGAAACAAGUUACGGUGGAUGGAACCGAUUGCAUGCUAGAUAUUCUCGACACUGCUGGACAAGAAGAGUACACGGCGCUUCGGGACCUAUGGAUCCGCGAUGGCGAGGCCAUCGUUCUCGUCUACUCCAUCAGCUCUCGAUCAUCGUUCAAACGAAUCGAACGUUUUCAUAACCAGAUUCAGCAUGUCCGAGGCGAGCCAACCCCAAUAUGUCUCGUUGGGAACAAAUCCGACCGCGUGACUGAGCGAGAAGUAUCAACCACUGAAGGGUUUGAGCUCGCACUGAGCCUCGACAUUGAAUUCUUCGUUGAAUGCUCUGCUAGGAAUGCCGUUAAUAUUGAGAAGACGUUUUGUGACCUUGUACGGUCUCUCAGAGCUCAACAUGCCGGAACUGCAUUAUACAGAAGAAAGCAGACACUCCUUGGGUCGCAGCUUAUCAUUCCGGAAAAGGAGAGUGAGACAUCUCAAGGAUGCAAUAGAUUGGCGAGAGCCUUAGUUCAUGCUGCAAGAACAAAUAAUUUAAAGGAUGUAUUUGAACUACUUGACGCAGGGGCCGUCGUCAACGCACUGCCAAGUAGCUCAGGUAGCGCACUUCAUGAGGCCGCAGGACUAGGCUACUUGACCAUGGUCGAUGUUCUUCUUAGUAAAGGUGCUGGUAUCAAUGCAAGAUCGCCAUCUGGUGUCUCUCCGCUACAAGAUGCGGCAGCAGGUGGUCAUCUUGAAGUGGUGAAGCUGCUGAUCCAGAAAGGUGCAAAUCGCGACCAAAAGAGCGAAGUUAGGGGAACGGCUCUUCACGCAGCCGCUUCAAGAGGCCAUACAAAAGUGGUCAAGUAUAUCCUCAAACGAGGCGCGAGUCCAAAUCAGAAAGCUGGACCAUACGAGUAUGCACUUCACGCAGGUUCAUGGAUCGGGUCACUAGGUGUUGUCAAUGCCCUGCUGGAUGAAGGCGCCGACAUCGGCAAACUUACUGAAGAAGGAUGCACUGCAUUACACAUGGCAGCAUUUACUGGUAAUGUGGAAGUCCUCGAGUGCCUUAUCAAUCGUGGAGGUAGGCGAUACAUCAAUGUUGUUUCAACAAAGUUUGGAACUGCCCUGGAUGCAGCAGACGAUAGUGGCCACUUUACAGCUGUACAACUUCUGCGAGAAGAGAAAGCCGAAAAGUCUGGCCUUGUCCUACCAGAAAGCAAUAACAAACCAAAACUACCCGCACCUCAAGAAUCGGAAGCACGAGAUAGCUCGCCAGGUUCAGCGGGUAGAAAGGAAGUGGAUGACGAGGCUGAAGAAGACGAUGAUGGUGAGCAUCGUCAGAUCUCAGAACAGAUAGGAAAUUCUGCCCUACGAAACGACAUUCCUAGCGAAGUGGACGUGACCUCGAACUUCGACUUUGGCUUUUCCAGUAGUCCAAAAACCCCUAUACUUCCGAAGCCACCAAUCCAGGACAUGGGAUUUACGACUCUUCACAACCCUCCGGAAGCAAAGGCUGACAUCGUCUUCAUACACGGUCUACAAGGUCACCCCGAAAAGACAUGGACGUUUAAGAACGAAGCAGAGAGAGUACCACUAACAUGGCGGGAAAGACUUCUACUCCAAAGACGCAGAAAGAGAGCGAUAGGUCCUACAGUUUACUGGCCUUAUGAUUUACUAUGCGCACAUGACGAGUUUGCUUUGUCAAGGGUCAUGACCUGGGGAUAUGAUUCGAAAGUACUCCCAGAGUUCUUUGCAGGCAGCGACUCGCAAACCAUUUCACAGCAUGGGGAAGGGUUAUUGGUUAGACUCCAACAAGAAAGGAGGGAUGAUCCAACCCGACCUUUGAUAUUUGUAGCUCACAGUUUAGGUGGUAUCAUAGUGAAAGCGGCACUGGCGAUCUCUAAGAAUUCACAACACCAACCUCAAUAUCUGCCGAUUUACUCGUCCGUCUCGGGAAUAAUAUUCCUAGGGACACCGCACAGGGGAAGUAGCACGGCCGGCUGGGGCCUAAUUGCUAGUAAUCUUACAAGAUUCGCUCUCCAACGGCCUUCGAGGAGUCUUCUACGAGGACUGAAACCCAACAGCGAAGUGCUGGAGAAUCUACAACGAACAUUUCUGCAAAUGCUUGAAGAUGGUCACUUCACUAUCCAUUCAUUCUGGGAAACCAAACCCAUGAAUGGCUUGAAGGGUCUCAAGGGGCUUGUUGUCCCUUAUGACUCCGCCAUAGUCGGCCAUGCGAAAAAGGAGAUACGUCUGGGGAUAACUGCGACUCAUGCUAGUAUAUGUAAAUUCUCAGGUCCGGGUGACGCUGGAUACCAGGCCGUCUUUGGGGCGCUACAGGACUAUGUAAGAGCUUCAGCAUGUACUGCUGCGAAUAGCUCUGUUGAGGCAUGA